AUGUCUUUAAGGCUUCUACAAAUGACCCACCAAGAGCCAUAUAGAUGGUUCCGUCAUGCACCACAUCCACUUAAUCUAAGCAAUCUCACUUCGACACCCGCUCCAUUCCUUCGUUCUGGGCAGCAAGGCGAACGGCUUUACAUAGCUAUAAUGCCAGUAUCUGUCGCUACCGUCCGCGCACUCCUCGAUAACUCUUUCACGCCGUCGGCUACAAACAUCUUGGAAGCACUGGACCAUAUCUGGUCGCAGAGGGACAUCGAGAUCAUGGAGGCCAUGAGGAGCGUCCGCCAAUUUCUGGAUAUGGAGGCACAGGUAGCUGAUGAUGGAGAACUUUCUGACGAGGAGCAGUUUACGUCUGCAGAACGGGAUCUAGAAGACGCCUUCAUCAACGACGGGGCGGAAAUAGGCGGGGAUGACCAUAGAGGCUCUCUGGCAUUCCACAGUAUCGAAGAUGGCGUCGAGGAGGAUGAAUUUGACCGACUACUUGCACGCCUAGAGGCUCAAGCAACAGGUCCUCGUCGCCCACGCUUGGAUAGACGUUUGGAGGAAGAGGAUAGCAUGACCAAGCUCCAGGAGACGAUUGCGCGCCUUCCGCUUGACACUGACUAUCCUCUCUGGAGGGUUGGAUGCCGGAUCGGUUCCGAGGAUGCGGCUGUUAUAUCUCUUCUCCAGAGCGCAAGGGAGAUCCAUCACAUUCGUUCCGCUUUCACUCGCGGCUCUAUACGUGGCAGUAUCUAUGUUGAGGAGAUCAUGGAUUCAGCACUCGUAAACCUUCUCUUGUCCACGCCUGGGAUCCUUCGUAACCACCUCGGAAUCAAGCGCGAAAUAGUGGAUCGGAGCCAUCAACACGAGCUUCUGACUAUGAGGGAUGUCAAGAAGGAUUUUGACGCUGGGAGCUGGGUUUUGAUUCAGAAAGGAAUAUACAAGGGGGACGUUGGGUUGGUUUCAGCAACUUUCUCCUGGGGCGCUCAGGUUCUUCUCAUUCCUCGGUUAAACUUACAAUCUGCAAAGUCACGGAAGAGAAAGUCAUCGGUACUGGUGCCUCCAGCAAAACUUUUCGAACCCGAAGAAGCCCGCAAACUCAUUUCCACACCUAUUAUUUGCAAUGCGGAUGGAUCUUACACGCUUGGACUUCUCAAGUUUGAUCAUGGACUGUUGGAAAAAGAAUUUGACUUUGCCUCCAUUGCUAAUUUGGUCAUGGAUAUUCCGUAUUCCCAUUUCUCCAUGUUUAGGAGCAGCAAUCAUCCCGACAUAAUGCGAGCGCGUAUGCCACGUCCUCGGGAAUGGUGCCUACAACUGGAAGAAGAGGUUUUAUUUCGUACCCCAGGCAUUGCGGAUAGGCCCGCAAAGUGGGAACCUGCGGUUUUGAAAAUGCUAGGCACAUAUGACGUGGAAGCAGAACAGUCAACAAUCAAAGGUGGACAUGAAAUAUCCCGCACUGUUAGGGGAACAUGGCUAGAUAUUCGCAAAUCGCCAAAAAUUGGACAAUUCGUUCGAGUUGUGAGCGGCCCCUAUUUGGAUUACACGGGUUGGGUCGUUGGGGUCCACGAAGAUCAUGCACUAAUAACGAGAAGUUCAGCGGAUGGUCUCAUUUCGAUCGUGGAAACAAGGGCUGAAAUACCUUCGGCGCCCAUCAAUGGAAAAGAACAACGCCACGUACCGACAGAGGAUGAUGAUCUUCAAAAAGAUUCAACAGAGACGGAUGUAGGAACGGACGCAGCCAUGUCAAUAGAUUCGCAGAUGACGCUAGGGAAUAUGGUGGUGCAUUCGGAAGAAAUCGCUCAAACUCUGGAUCAAUCAGGUGUAACGUCAGAACUGGAAGAAACAUUGAUUACGGAAAGGAGUUUGCAGGCAGAAGAGGGGGAAGUAUCUGGCGCUGUGGUCAAUAUCGCAACAGUAUCUAAUCAGAAUAACUAUGGGGCAGACAAUGACAAGUUUGAGACGGUGGAACAUUUUUCGGUGUAUGUCAAUCUCUUGGACACCGCGUUUUCUGAGCCCCUAUCUCCUCUCAUAUCGGAGUUAAAUCCAAUUGAAAAAAGGCCUUCAAAACAUCCAUGGUGUGGCUUAGAGGUCAUUAUACAAAAAUAUCGUCACGCGCGCAAGGGCGAGACUGGACGAAUCAAAGACGUCCUUCACCAUAUAGACAACGCUGAACUGCAACUUGUUAUUCAACUCACCCGUUUUAAUCCCUUUGCACCGUUUCAAACAAUUGUUGUGGAUUAUGAUGAUGUUGUUGAAAUGUCGUCCUUCAACGAGCUUGUUCUUUUCCUUGAUCCUGGGCCAAAUUUUUUCCGGCCUAAGCCGAAGUCUUCCCUGAAGCACAUCCGCGAAGUUCUCCCUGACGUACCGCAAACGAUCGCGUCAGGGAGCGACACACCGAUGUACUCCCAAGAGUCUAUGACUCUAGCUUGGGACCCCUCCUCAAGGACACCUGACCCGGCUAUACAUUCUACAAGUCUUGCCUUAUCAGAUCCGUCUGAAUCUGUUUCCUCUAUGACUGAAACCAGUCACUCUCUAAAUCCCCCUACAUGCAACCAUGUUCUCUUGAACCCGAAACUGGUGGGUAUCAGCCUGAACGUCAUAGUUGACGGCGGACAGUACAACAAGAAAGCGGUAGUUGCCACAACUGCUUGGGAGGUCAACAACCUCGUGCUAAAGUGCAAAAAGUACAGUUCAUGGACUGUGGUGGACCCCACUUGGGUCACUCCGAAGUAUGCGAAUCCGAUACAUGACAACGGGCUUCUAGUGGUUAUCAAGGGGGAACAUUGCGGGAAAUUCGUUCGUCGCAUUCAUCAUGAAAGUCUCUCGGACAAUCCAACAGUCUUGGUCGCUGUAGUCACCGUAUCCAAAGGUUGUGUAGACGUUUUGACUGGGGAGCGAUUUACACUCAGCACGGAUUUCCUAUGUUCAGUUCCCGAGUCCAAAAAAGACAGAGACCUUAACUCUAACGUUAUGACUCAGUUAAAAGAACGGUACAAGAAAAAGACACUAUGA
Messenger RNA from Psilocybe cubensis, 2994 nucleotides. RefSeq lists its product as uncharacterized. Lineage: Eukaryota; Fungi; Basidiomycota; Agaricomycetes; Agaricales; Agrocybaceae. The coding region runs from base 1 to 2994 and encodes 997 amino acids. Gene Ontology annotation, cellular component: DSIF complex. The transcript is spliced from 6 exons. Gene Ontology annotation, molecular function: mRNA binding. Gene Ontology annotation, biological process: regulation of DNA-templated transcription elongation; transcription elongation by RNA polymerase II; regulation of transcription by RNA polymerase II. The record is from RefSeq and is a predicted model, not a curated record.